AUGUGGCACUGUAAGCCCCAUAAUGCACUGCGAUUCUGCCAGACCCACUUUGCCACGCCUACAGCGAGAGCCAUGAACUGUCGUUCAGAAGUCCUUGAGGUUACGGUCGAGGCGAGGCAAGUUGAAGAGGCAAUGUUGGCUCUGCUUCAUACCAUUUUACUGCACCGCAGCACUGGCAAAUUUCAUUACAAAAAGGAGGGCACCUACUCCAUCGGUACUGUAGGGACACAAGACAUAGACUGUGACUUUAUUGACUUUGCAUUUGUCAGAGUGUCAUCGGAAGAGCUGGACAGAGUCAUUAGGAAAGCAGUGGCAGAAUUUAAGGAUGCCCUGAGUGUUUCUGGCUCGGAUGGUAUGGGACAGAUUUCUUUAGAGUUUUAUCAAAAAAAGAAGUCUCGGUGGCCCUUUGCAGAUGAGUGCAUUCCAUGGGAAGUGUGGAGCAUCAAGGUCAAUGUAGUCAACCUGGCCAAUGAGCAAGAGAGACAAAUCUGUCGGGAAAAAGUUGGUGAGAAGCUGGGCGAGAAGGUUAUCAAUGUGGUCGAAGUCAUAAACCGACAUGAAUAUCUGCCAAAGAUGCCUACCCAGUCUGAGGUCGACAAUGUGUUUGACACCAGUCUCAAAGAUGUUCAGCCAUAUCUUUACAAAAUUACAUAUCAGAUCACAGAUUCUCUGGGCACGUCUGUGAGCACCACCGUGAGAAGGCUGAUUAAAGACACCUUGGCCUUGUAA
Molecule: messenger RNA, 729 nt
Organism: Knipowitschia caucasica
Lineage: Eukaryota; Metazoa; Chordata; Actinopteri; Gobiiformes; Gobiidae
Source: the annotation of a GenBank genome assembly